AUGAAUUUAAACCACAGUGGUGAUUGUUUUUUUGAUACGAUUCUUGAUGGGAUGUCGAGGGGAGAUUCACAUAUUGGAAUCAUCACUGAAGAACAAGAGCCUAUCCAGGUGGAGAAUUUAACUGGAAAGCAAAAAAAAAAUCCACGUCUUAGUAAUUUUUCCACAAAGGAAGAUGUGGCUUUAGUUUCAGCAUGGCUAAACACGUCAUUGGAUGCAAUUCACUCGACGGACCAGAAAGGAUCGACAUUUUGGAGAAGGGUUUCAUCAACAUAUCACGAUGCAAUUGCUCAAAUCGAGUCCUCUCGUCCUUCUGGUGUCAAUGAACAAGAUAAGAUUGAGAAGGCCAAAAUCAUGUAUCAUGACAUUCAAAAGACAAAUUUUCAGUUUGAGCAUUGCUGGAACAUACUACGACACCAACCCAAAUGGAUUUCACACAUGGAGGGGGGAAACACCAAGCGACGUUCUAAUUUGUCAUGUUCUCCAUCUACACCAGAGUCAAUUAACUUAAGUGAUGAAAUGCCGCCCAAUAGUCCCACCAUUGAUUUGGAGAGACCUAUUGGUUUGGAGAGACCUAUUGGUAAGAAGGCUGAGAUAGAGAACAGGAGAAAAGGAAAAAACAAAGACAAAGAUGGUGGCUCUCUUGGUGAAGUAAUUUCUGAAUUGAAGUUGGGUAAGUUCAAGAUGCAUGAACAGAAGGUGAAAAUGCAUGAAGAGAAAAUGAGUAUGGCAAAGCUAGAGAUGGAGAAGCAAGAUGAACAUGAGAACAAAAGGAUGAAGCUAAAAGAGAUGAAAGAAGAAAGGGAGCACAAGAGGAUGAAGAUUCAAGAGAGGUAA
This is a messenger RNA of Tripterygium wilfordii, 834 nucleotides long. RefSeq names its product glutathione S-transferase T3-like. The transcript is spliced from 3 exons. The record is from RefSeq and is a predicted model, not a curated record. Lineage: Eukaryota; Viridiplantae; Streptophyta; Magnoliopsida; Celastrales; Celastraceae. Bases 1 to 834 code for a protein of 277 amino acids.